AUGCAAGUAAAAUAUUUACUUUAUGUAUCUACCUAUUCAAAAGACAUUUUUAGUAAUUCUGAAUUGUUUAUUUUGUUAUAAUUUUUUAGAGAUUAAACUGAAUAGACCGAUUUUGUAAAUACUAAGGUCGAACUUGAAAAUUCAGAAACUGAGAAGUUUCAGAGAAAUUGUAAUAGUUCAAAAUAAAAUAUUUAAAGGUAUGUUUCAUGGUUUAUAAUUUAGUUCUUUAGACAAAAUAAAAGAUGAUUUAGGAUUAAGCAUCUAAACUUGA
Messenger RNA from Paramecium sonneborni, 271 nucleotides. NCBI's taxonomy places the organism in Eukaryota, Ciliophora, Oligohymenophorea, Peniculida, Parameciidae. The record is from the annotation of a GenBank genome assembly.